ACGCUUAUGGCGAUCUCAAGGCGUUUUGCUAAAGAACUUGAAAAAUGAAGCAUAAGCGAUGAUUUCUUUUUAUACCUGAGCGAGUUGGUGUUGCGGUUUUGUGACUGUUGGCUGCGAAAAAGUAAUGUGAGUUGACAAAAGGGGAAUAAUCCACUGUUUAGACUGAUACACAUUUCCAAACGCGAUGAAGCGCUUAGUGCUGCUGAUAGCUUCCUUAGCUGCCAGCUACGGCCUUCCGCAGUCGAACUAUGCGGACCAGGCCAACAAUGUAGCUUACAUAGGCGAAGGCCUGCCCCCUGAGGCCGUCUUGGGCGGAAAAAUCACUCAACUCGACGAUCUGAGCCCGGAAAUCAAUUUAAACAAGACCAAAGCUGAUCUGAAUUGCGCGGCUGGAUCCAUGCAGAUUGAUCUCAAAUUCAAAGAGCCCUUCUAUGGAAUCGUUUACGCAGACUUCGAUAGGAACUCCGCUUGCCAAGUGGCGGGCAAAGGGGCCCUUAAGUACUACCUGGAGCUGCCUCUUAAAGGCUGCGGGACCAAGCAGGAUCCGCAACGCGUGUUCACCAACAAUAUAGUGGUGCGAUCUCAUCCGGGCUUGGAAAUGGAUGGAGACGAAAUUGUAACGAUAGUUUGCCGAUAUCCGCCGCCGAUAGUCCAAGAACCCGAACCAUUCAUCAGUCCUGAAGGAAUAGUGGCUCCCAGCAGUUACACGCCUCUAUCGCCACUGCCGGUUCUGCUGAUAAUAUGCGGAAUCCUGUUCCUUUCGCUGUUCCUGCUUGGUUUGGCUGCGUCCUACCUCUGCCUCAGACGAAGGCCGCUGACUAUAAUCCGCACUCACACUCCUUCAGAGAGCGACAUUGAAAAACUCUCCGAGAGCUCGUUGGCUUUGGCUCCGAUCCAUGAAUCGUCCGGUUCCGAAUACCCGGGCGAAUCGCCCUCUGAAGUCGAAGAGCACGCCGUUGUGCACGAAAACGCCAGCUUUUCGAGCGAGGGAUACGACUACGCGCAAGAACAGCAGCUUGAUCAAGUCACAGCGCGACCCAGCACCAUUCCUCGCCUGCCGAUUGCUGUUAAGGAGGAUUCUCCCAAAUUCAGCGUGCAGGUGAAGGUCCGGAGGCCGCCGCCUCCAUCUCCGCCGCUGUCCCUAACAGACAGCAAGAGCUCCAGAAGCGAGAGCUUCGCUCCCCCGCCUCCCAUCCAGGAGGAGGAGGUUCUAGAGCUGGAGGAACCAGUGCCUGCAAUGUCCGCGCCUAUAGUAAUGCACCAACCGGAGAUCACCCAGCACUUUGUCGACGACGUUUACUUGAGAACCAUUCAAGAAAAGAAGAUAAUUGAAGACAUAGACCGGCAGAAGCGACAAGUCACUCAGUACCACACCGAGCCGAAGCUGCUUCCGCCUCAAGUGUGGGACGUGACCAUCAAAAACUUCCCCAUGCAGGCGCAUCCGCCUCAAUGGGAAGAUUUCUCCGACAUUUCUUCGGCCUCCGGACUGUCCCUGACACCGAAAAUGCCCCGAGUGAUGAGCCUGCCGCCUCAGCCUCAAAUCGACGAUGACAAAAUCCCUCUGAGUUCCCCCGAGCUGGUGGGCAGCAUCGGGCAACCGCCGCCUCCUGGUCACAGAGUGACCAUCCAGACUCCUCCUGAUAGAAGAGUGAUUGAAACCGAUCUCAGCACCAGGAGGAUGGAAACGGUGCGAGAAACCACUGAACGGGAGGAAUGGGAGCGGGUUUUCAACAUCCCCAAGGACAAUCCUGCGGUGCCCAACUGGAGCGUCUUGAUCAGGGUCCUGCAGCCGAUUGAACCUGAACCGAGCCCGGUGAUUGAUUCGGCUGAAACCUACAACUCCCAGCUCACUCUGAGCGACAGGAUGAAGUGGCGGCAGAUCAUCACAACCGAGUCAACAUUGAAAACUCUUCUCACAGAAGCGAUAGUGCGCGAAGACUUCGAGAGAAUCAGCCGCGAUGUGCGGUUUGAGCACAUAUACGAGCCGCCUAAGUGGAACGUGAUCAUCCGCAUCCUAACUCCUGAAGACAUCGGCCCGGAUCAGAAAUACGUUUAUCCGCGCCGCGGAAGUCUGCCGACGCUGCACGAAUACGACUCAGACGAUGGCAGCAGCAUCAGAGAACCCCAGCUGUAUCCUUCCACAGUCUACAGAAGGUCGAUAAACAAGAGCGAAGCCGACCUGCGCUCCAUGUCGGAAAUGACUGUGGACUUCGGAAGAUAUCCGGAAAGCAGUGGGCGAAGCCAGACAGCCCCCGAUUCCCCCUUUUUGGCCCUGCACAAGUCCUUAAGUCAGCCCAGCUUGGGCCGAUCCAUCAGCGAAUUCACCGAUCGAGACAGAUGGAUGGUGCCGCAAACGCCCAGCGAAUGGACGAGCACGCCGGAGCAAACGCCGCGGCUUCAAAGGAGCCCCAAAAUGAAGGCGUUCCAUUUGCCAAGAGUGCGGCUGGACAGCGGCUCGUCCACAAGGAGCGGACAGGCUGAGAGCUCGUGGCAAGCAAUGGAAUCCAGCAGCAUGGCUCAAACACCUGGAGGGACUACGACAAAGGAAGUGUCCAGGGAAGUUCGGGGGGCGACUAGGGCGAAAUGGGGCAAGCCUGCGCGUCCAGGCCCGAAGGGCUGGUUUCCCGACAGUGGGAGCGAAAGCGGCUCAAAAUGAUCAAGCUGUUAACCACCGUAACGUCCACUAAUUGCGCCCAAGAUAACCAAGCCACUAACUGUGAUAACAUAGAUGAUUAAGAAUGAAGUGCCGCAUCAAACCAAUCUCAUAUAUUUGCCUGCUUGCUUAAAAAACUACAAUAUGGAAUUAAAUAGCGGUCAUACACACACAAAUCUGAGUAAUGUAUAUCUUAUAGAAUAAUAAGGUUUUUAAGGAACAUUCUUCACCUUGAUUAAAUUUUCAAUUCCAAAGUAGUGGAAACAGCUAACGAAACUGCUCCACAUAACUUUGGAACUCGAUAAAUUCUUCUGUUUGAAACGUUCUUUAGUGCAAUUCUUUUUCAAAUUAGCGCGCCAGAUAAAGUUUGUACAGGGCGAACCAAUGCAAAACUGGUGAAAGUUUCGCGUGUUCUCAGUUGGACAAAAAAACUGUUUUUUGUAUUUCAUCCACAUCACAAGCGUCCAGAUAGACAGUCACAUCGCAAAAAACGUGUCUGAUUUUUCUGCUCAUCUGGUUUAUUUACAGAGUGGGCCUAAAAAAAUCAAGUUUUUGGUCUUGCAGUCAUAAUUUUUUCUCUUAAGCGGAUUUUUAAAAGCUAGAGCUCUUUUUGAAGCUAAGAAUUCAGAGGCGACUGGACAGACAAAUUCAAUUUUGUCUCAAAUCGCCCAUGAAGUUUACGCUUCAACAUGAGCUUUAAACCCACAAAUCGUGAAACUCGGACCAAGAAAAAAAAACCGAUGUUUCCAACUAGGAGCAUACCGAACUUUCACCGAUUUUGCAUUUUCUUGUCGCCCUAUAGAAAACAUAGACUAACAGAACUGAAAUGAUGCUAAAUAACGCUUUAAACAGGAACCAAAUUGCUCAAAACAAUCAGAACUGAUCCGGUUCCAAAGUGAGGGCAAAGUUGUCUGUGGAGCUGUUUAGUUUUCAUAGAAGGAAAAUCACAAAUACAUAAAACGAUUGCACGAAAAGAAAAACAACAACAGAAAAAAUAACAGUCUUAGCCAGUACCGUAAAAGGGGCACUAUUGCAAUUGCAAAAAUCACAUACAGUAGUAAAAAAUAAAAGUACCUGCUUCGUUGCAAAUUAAAUCUUAGUAACAGAAGUCAGUGCGGGCUCAGUCUCCAGAAUGCAUGUUAAUUUUUUUAAAUUAGGGAACGUAUUAAUUUGCAACGGCACCCAGCACUUAAUCUGUAAUAAACAACAUCAUUUAUAAUACUUAAAAGGGAGUAUAAUAUAAAUAAAAUGAGAUCUUUAUACAUGGCA
This is a messenger RNA of Dendroctonus ponderosae (mountain pine beetle), 3922 nucleotides long. RefSeq lists its product as uncharacterized. The transcript is spliced from 14 exons. Lineage: Eukaryota; Metazoa; Arthropoda; Insecta; Coleoptera; Curculionidae. The coding region runs from base 185 to 2656 and encodes 823 amino acids. The record is from RefSeq and is a predicted model, not a curated record.